UUACUAAUUCCGUUGUAUUACAGACGAGUCAAAAAAUCAAUUAAGUUAUGAAAAAUACCAUUAAUUGCCUUUCUUUGUCACCACAGCCCCAGAAGAAAUGGCGGAUCUACAGAUGGCGGCUGUUUGAGGAAAAACCCUCCCUGUCUAACGAGCUGUUUGCCGCCGAUAUAAACCGUCUCCUUCGACUGGAAUAUUCAUGGUUUCUAGAUGAGGAUGAGCUGAUAGUUGAGAAAGUCUGGAAGAAGACGCUGGACAGAAGAGAGUGGCUGACCGGAAGAUGCCAAGAAAAAAACAGCAGAAUCCACAGCCAGUCAAAUUGGAUUCUGAAGAUGGUCUAGCAGUUGAAGCUCCUGGAAACCUUCCCUUAGACACAGACUUUCUUCUAGGACAAGACCUUGUGUUUGCUGAUGCAGAUCAUGAUCGAAUUCUAGGCCUGGACAAGUUUUCAGAGGUAGCUGCUGAGAUUGGUUUCUCCGUGUGUUCUCUGGGUGAUGAGGAGAGCUCUUCCUACAGCCAGCUCAGUAUGGAGAGUGAAACGGACAACUCGAGCAGCACAGCUGAAAACAGGAGAGGAUACGAGAGUAAAGGGACCCAGUCUGAGCCAACUUUUCCUCCUUACCUUUCCUGCAGGGGCUGUGGACAGCUCCGUGAUGAACCGCUUGGACCUGGCAUGGACCUUGUUGGGCCAUUUUGCCUAAGGUGUUGCAAAGCCUCCAGGGAGGCAAAAAGCACAGACUUCUGCUCCACUUUCGGGAGCAGUGCUGGGAUUCGCUCAGGUUUACAGAUUCGUCCAGAAUCCCAGUCUGAUAGUGAGGGGUUGGGGAACGGGGAGGAUGACAAGGAAGAACUGUCCCCUGAGGACAAAUUGCUCAAGCAGCACUCGUGUCACCUCUGUGGCUUCUCCUCACGCUAUGCCAACCACGUAAAGCGUCACAUGAAGACGCACAAUGGGGAGAAGCCCUACAACUGCCCUUUGUGCACUUACGCCUCAGCCCAGCUGGUUAACCUGCAGAGACACCUGCGCAUCCACACUGGGGAAAAACCUUACAAAUGUGAGACUUGCUCCUUCGCCUGCAGUUCCCUUGGAAACCUUAAGAGGCACCAGCGCAUGCAUGUGCCUAAUUCUCCACAGAUGCCCUCUGCAGGGAUGGGACAGGACUCCCCAUUGCAGCCAGCCUGUGGCCAAAACAGCCUGAAGAGGCCUAUGAAUGAGCAAAGACCAGACAAGGAGGCGAGUGGGGCUUCAGUGUCCGAAGUUUCCAGGCCCACCUCUAACCUCCCGUUGGGGACCCAGAACAGUGACUACCUUGCAGUCUUUGAUAAUUUGAAAGGAGCAUCACCACCCCACAUCCCUGCCUCAAAUCCAGCACCUGGCCACCAAGCUCCGCCCCUGCUGGAGAUGACUGGCAGCAGCGGUAGCAGCAGGACUACUCCAGGGGCCGUAGCAGAAGGUGCCACUCUCCCACCUUCCCUUUUCCCUUUUACCUGCCGGCUAUGUGGGAUCGUCCUUGAGGACGAGGAUGGUUCCUCAGCCCAGAUUUGUGCCAAGUGUACUCUUGAAAUGCUGACUAAAGACUCCUCUUCAUCUCCGAAUAGCCCAGGUGAGCGCAGUGACAAAGUCUACACAUGCGCCGCCUGCCCCUUCCUCACCCAUUAUCCCAACCACCUGGCACGCCACAUGAAAACACACAGCGGCGAGAAACCGUACAAGUGCCCCCAGUGCGACUACGCCUCAGCGCACUUCGACAACCUCAAACGCCACCACAGGGUGCACACGGGGGAGAAGCCCUACAAGUGCCAUCUUUGCGACUAUGCGUGUGGAAACCUGGCCAACCUCAAGCGGCACCAGCGAGUGCACUCCGGCGCCAAGCCCUUCCAGUGCCCUGUGUGCAGCUAUACCUGCAACCAGAGCAUGAACCUAAAGCGGCACAUGCUGAGGCACACCGGUGAGAAGCCGUACAAGUGUCAGGAGUGCGGCUACACCACCGGCCACUGGGACAACUACAAAAGACACCAGAAAAAACACGGCGUGGCCACAGACGGCUGGGUGAAGGUUCCCAUGAUCGGCACCGACGUAGAGGAGGACGAGAGAAAAGGGAUGGGAGGAGGCAUUCAGACUCACAGAAAAGAGGCUGCAGCUGAUAUGCAGUACAUGCCGAGGGAGGGGGGCUCUGGGUGUACACUCAAACUGCAGACUUAAGGUUGCAUAAAUUCUAAGACGGUGAAACGAAGCUACCAGCAACUUGUUUUUGAUUGUUUUCACCGAGCCUUUUUUAUGGUUUUGAUGUGCGUCCGUCUUGUUACGUCUGAUCUCUUCUAUGGCUGCUAAUUAUCCUGUAAGUUGAACUCGCUGACUUAUUAAUUUUUUUAUCUAUCGAUGCCUUUUUGGGGGUGACAGUUUAAUUUAUAUAAUUUCUUAUGUCAAAAUAGAAAAAGGGAAAUCAGUUUUUUCUCGGUCUGAUUGUAUAAAUUUCCCCUCCUACCUUCUGAUAUUUUACUCCUACACUACAUGGAUGUUUUCAUCUGAAAGGAGGAAAUAACCAAAUAUUGGCAUCAUUGUGGAACUCCUUUAUCUGCUUCAGCUGCACUGUCAACUCCUUUAAACAGCAUUAAUGCACUUAUGAGAUAUUUUUCAUAUCAACCUUAAAUACCGUUAAAUGGGUUCAACAUUUUUUAACAUUGUGAGCUAAAUUACUGCUAGAUUUAUGCCACCAUCUGUCAGCUUCCACAUCCGAUUUUUUGAUGUGCCUGCCUAAGAGCUCACAGUGCAACUGUAAGCAGGUAGGCUCCGGAGAGGACCUAAUUGUGCUUUUUUUUUUUUUUACUGAAGUUCAAGCUCUUGGUGUUAUGCCUUCAGAUUAAUGUAUUUAUCAAAGUGCUAUUUAAUGAUACAGAACUU
Cyprinodon variegatus (sheepshead minnow) is the source of this 2899-nucleotide messenger RNA. RefSeq names its product zinc finger protein 513 (gene znf513a). Gene Ontology annotation, cellular component: nucleus. Lineage: Eukaryota; Metazoa; Chordata; Actinopteri; Cyprinodontiformes; Cyprinodontidae. Gene Ontology annotation, biological process: regulation of gene expression. The record is from RefSeq and is a predicted model, not a curated record. The coding region runs from base 278 to 2200 and encodes 640 amino acids. The transcript is spliced from 5 exons.